UUGUGUUUGUGUAUGUGACAAUGUCUUUGUGCGCUUAUCCGCAAGUACGCAUUUACGAAGAUUUCGAUAAAAUGAGCGCCAAAGAGGUCUACUACAACGAAGCCGGCAACAAGGUCACCGUGAAGCUGCUGCACUUCCCCGAUGUACCGCCUGAGGAAGUGGAUAAUAUGAAAUUCGAUGACGACGCCGAUUACGCCGAAGAAGCCGUCGAGGCAGUUGAGGUAAUGGCACACACCAAUUGCAAGCAGUGUUGCAUACACAAGGUCGUCGCUGGCGUUAGCUCGUCUUUGGUGAAUGGCAUGCCACGCGUGAAAAGCUCCAAAGCUGCUGCAGAAGAUGACGAUCCCGAGGAGGAGGAAGAUAACGAUCCCGAAGAGGAUGAGGUUGAUGAGACAGGCAGACUAUACGACGAGACCGCUGAACGUGAGGCCGAUGAGCUAUCACGUCCUCACUCACCGGCACUACCCAUGCCCACACAUUCGCAUCCACAUCCCGUGCAUCAGCAUAGUCACUCGGUGCCAACUAAGAAAAUCUUUCGCAAGAAAUCCACCGGCAAUCAGACGCAUGCCCGCAAAUGCAGUCUCGCCUUUGCACAGGCACACGGGCUGCCGGUCAGUGUGCCGCCCACUAUUAUGGUGCCGCCGCGCGCUCCAGCGUCAAAUGAACUCAGGGGAUGUGCGCUGCGCCGGCACCUGCAACUGCAGCGUCGUUCGCCAUCACCACAGCAAAAUCUUUGUCCCGGCUAUAUGCAAUACUCCAAGUCAUUCCUGGAAGUGCCGCUGCCACGUGACUAUGGCUAUGCGUCCAGCGACGAUUUGAGCUCCGAAUGGGAUUCCGAUGUGCCAACGAUGUCAGCGAGCCGCGGACAGACGCAAACGAAAAAGCCUUCUGGUUGGCGCAAGCUACGCAACAUUGUGCAAUGGACGCCAUUUUUUCAAACCUACAAGAAACAGCGCUAUCCCUGGGUCCAACUGGCCGGUCAUCAAGGCAAUUUCAAGGCCGGUCCCGAACAGGGCACCGUCCUAAAGAAACUCUGUCCAAAGGAGGAGGACUGCUUUCGUGUGCUCAUGAAGGACGUCUUGCGCCCCUAUGUACCGCAAUAUAAGGGGCAAGUGACCAGCGAGGAUGGUGAAUUAUACUUGCAACUGCAGGACUUGCUGAGCGAUUUCAAUCAGCCCUGUGUUAUGGACUGCAAGGUCGGUGUGCGCACUUAUCUCGAGGAAGAGCUUUCCAAAGCCAAGGAGAAGCCGAAGCUGCGCAAGGAUAUGUAUGAGAAAAUGAUACAGAUUGAUCCGGAUGCACCCAGUGAGGAGGAGCACAAGGCGAAGGGUGUGACUAAGCCACGUUAUAUGGUCUGGCGCGAGACGAUCUCCAGCACAGCGACACUGGGCUUUCGCAUUGAGGGCAUUAAAAAAAGCGAUGGCACUAGCUCCAAGGAUUUCAAGACCACGAAGUCCCGCCAGCAAAUCAAACAAGCCUUUCGCGAGUUCGUCAAUGGUUUUCAACAUGCUAUGCCCCGUUACAUACAUCGUCUGCAGGCGAUUCGCGCCACACUCGAAUGCUCCGACUUCUUUCAGACACACGAAGUUAUAGGCAGUUCGCUACUGUUCGUGCACGACCACUAUCACGCGAGCGUGUGGCUAAUUGAUUUUGCCAAGACCGUCGGCUUGCCCGAAAACCAAAAAAUCGACCACAGAAGCACCUGGACGGUGGGCAAUCAUGAGGACGGCUAUUUGAUUGGCAUCAAUAAUUUAAUCGACAUUUUCACCGAACUCGAUGCAGAAAUGGCCGUUGAAACUUCGCUAACGCCAUCUUCGGCCUCUUCGUCGGCCUCGUUGUCGCCGAAACGCAAUUUGAGCGAAUCGGCACUCGACGACACAGCGUCCGGCAGCAUGAUGAGGGAAGGAGAAGUGGUCUUGGAGACGAUUAAGCCAGCAAAGGUAGCUACAGUCGCAGACACUCAGUCAACGCACAGUCCUAUCGAAACCGGCUCAACAGCGGAUCAGCCGUCUUCCAGCCUAUGCGCCUCUGCAAAAACAACGGAGGAGAAAGAGUCAGUGGACGGCUCCGAGGAGGCACGUUAAGCCAGCGUUCUUGAUGCUGUACGGCUUUUGCACGCAUUGCAGAUUUUGAUGAAAAGUCGAAGGCCGCUCGAUGGCUUCACUUUAACCAUUCACUAGGACUCUUAGAAGCCCCGUGAAUAUGAUGGAUAAUAAAAUAAUAGUUUUUAGCUGGAAAUUGAAUUACUCGUAAGCACGCAAGACUGAACACAUAGUAAUUUAUUGAGUUACAUACAUACAUGCAUGUAUUUUAUAUGAGCCUACAUACAUACAUACAAACAUAUGUACCACUAAGUAAAUAAGCAGAAAUUACAAGAAACCUAAUUUUAAGAAAAAGCUACUUGUAGCGGAAACGAGAGAGCGGAACAAGGAUGGGCGCUAGACAACAGAACAACCGACAGUGCUCAACACGAGGGCGCAGCAUUCGUGCGCGGCACGAUCUGAUGGAAGCCUUGCUGAUUUCGCGACUUCGACAGUAGAUAAUUAGAGCUAUUGCACUAUUUAAGUUUAACGGUAUAUGCAACAAACACUUCAAGCGGCUUGAAGUGGCAAAAUGCGUUGCGGUAGUUAUGUAACUGUAUUAUCAUAUCCUGUAACCAACAAAUUAAGGCGGCGCACAGCGUUCGAUCACUCAAAACGAUUAUUAUUUGUAUUUGUAUUUUAUCAUUUUCAAAUGUCACACACAUCAUUAGCCUUAUCAAUACACACACACACACAUACACAUAAGUACAUAUGUACGCACACAAUCACUGUUGUUGUGUUUAAGAAAUAACUGUAAAACUUUUUGACGAGGCAAUACUUUCAAUAAAAUGUUUGCAAAACAA
This is a messenger RNA of Bactrocera tryoni, 2884 nucleotides long. RefSeq names its product inositol-trisphosphate 3-kinase B-like. The transcript has 5 exons. The coding region runs from base 21 to 2084 and encodes 687 amino acids. NCBI's taxonomy places the organism in Eukaryota, Metazoa, Arthropoda, Insecta, Diptera, Tephritidae. The record is from RefSeq and is a predicted model, not a curated record. Gene Ontology annotation, biological process: inositol phosphate biosynthetic process. Gene Ontology annotation, molecular function: inositol tetrakisphosphate kinase activity; inositol-1,4,5-trisphosphate 3-kinase activity. Gene Ontology annotation, cellular component: cytoplasm; nucleus.